GUUAUUUUUCUCUUUCUCUCUCUCUUUCUCUCUUUACUUCAUUCCACUCCUUAAGAUGAACUGCCAUUGCCAAUCAGAUGAGACUAUCCUUUCCCUAAGACAAGAACUGUCAGCCAAGAAUGCGCAGCUUGAACGACUCAAACUAGACUUGGAAACACUCAACCAAAAAUAUGUAGCAGAAAUUGAACGUGUAGGCAACAUUCAACAUGAAAAAGACAUGGUCGAACACGAACUAGAAGAAUUAUCUCGAAAACUAUUUGAAGAAGCCAAUUCUAUGGUGGCUGUCGAAAAAAAGGCCCGUUGGCAAAUCGAGAACGAACUUCAACAGACAAAAGAACAAUUGUUGGCUGAACAGGCUCAACUGCACGAAUUGAGACUUCGACUGACUUCGGCUAAUGAUACCACUACCUUAUUAGACUCAAACACAAGCAUGAUCAUGAAGAGUCGGUUAAAAGAAAUGGAAGGACUUAAACGAGCCAGUGCGAAUCAUAUCAUGAAAUACACUAAACAACAACAAUCUCAGCGUACCAUAUCUAUGCCACCUACACCUUCUACUUCUCAUACAAAACCCUCUACCAUUGAUGAAUUUCAACUUGAAUCGUUCCGUGAAUAUACAUUGGCAUCACAGAAACAAUUGCCAGCUAAAAAACUAAACCAGACUACGUUUAUGAAGCAUUGCUUAAACGAAGAUAUCGAACCUUGUUUGCGAUUCGGUCCUCAAUCCAAAUUGUCGAUCAAGAAAAUGAUUGACUUCUUAUCAAGACAACCUUGUUUUAUUGAACAUCAUACGGCUACUGCUGUUCAGUCCAUUAAGCCCUUAUGGGGACUGAAUAAAUCAAUUCUGGUGUCCAAUGCCUGUUCAGCCUGUGGUCGAUCUGCUGAAUCUGUCGUCUUAAACUAUCGAUUUCGACUAGAUGAGAAUGAUACAUGGUUACCUAUUGACCAAUACUGUCGUGAUAGGCUGGUAGCUGUUUGUGAAUUCUUUGUGUUUAUUCGUAAUGUUCAAAUGAAUCUCUAUCAAGACAGAUCCAUUGAAGACUUGUAUACUGAAAACAUUCGACUUCGACUCCAAAUGUUUUAUUCUCGGUGAGUUAUAUGACCAAUCUAUAUACAUGUACUCAUUCGUUUUUAGUAUGGGCGCAUUGCCUGUCGUCAUGGAUGAUUUAGGCAUGCAGACACAACCUACAGCCAUUGAAGAAGAAGCAUGUUUAUCUGAUUCUGAUUCUGAUAAUUAUCCUCAUACUCCUGAACCUAAUCAUUCUACUCCAUCUAUCAAAGACGCUGGUUUCGUCAAACGAUAAAAUACCCCUCCCCCUUCAUAUAUAUAUAUAUAUAUUUUAUUUAUAAAUCAAUCUUUUCUCCUAUGCGUAACAUGACUUGAAGCCAACGUUCAUCAUACAU
This is a messenger RNA of Gilbertella persicaria, 1401 nucleotides long. RefSeq lists its product as uncharacterized. Gene Ontology annotation, biological process: exocytosis. Lineage: Eukaryota; Fungi; Mucoromycota; Mucoromycetes; Mucorales; Choanephoraceae. The coding region runs from base 56 to 1090 and encodes 344 amino acids. Gene Ontology annotation, molecular function: guanyl-nucleotide exchange factor activity. The transcript has a single exon. The record is from RefSeq and is a predicted model, not a curated record. Gene Ontology annotation, cellular component: Golgi to plasma membrane transport vesicle; cell tip.